CUGGGACACCAGGCUCAAAAUUGCGAUUGGAUCAGCCAAAGGACUUGCUUAUUUACAUGAGGAUUGUAAGUGAUAUGCAUGCUUAUCUUCUCUUAAAUAAUCAAUUUGUGUAGACUUUUUUUUUGUUAAAAGGAUGAAAUCAUUGUUAUUAACUUAUGGGAAACAUCAAUCAGGUCACCCUCGCAUCAUUCACCGAGACAUAAAGGGUGCAAACAUUCUAAUUGAAAACAACUUUGAUGCCAAAGUGGCAGAUUUUGGAUUGGCAAAGUUUAAUCAAGACACUAACACAUGUUUCUACUUGUGUGAUGGGAACAUUUGGGUAUUUGGCUCCUGAGUAUGCAUCAAGUGGCAAAUUAACUGUGAAAUCUGAUGUUUUCUCAUUUGGUAUCAUGCUAUUGGAGCUCAUUACAGGACGACGGCUGGUAGACAACACUGGUGAUUAUGAAGAGGAUAGUUUGGUUGAUUGGGUAAAUUACUUCAAAGUUCUGAGCUCAUUUGCCAUUCUUGUGUGGAGUCCUUUAGCAUGCUCUGGGUCAUCAGUUAUACACCUGUAAUGAAACAAA
Messenger RNA from Lotus japonicus, 563 nucleotides. RefSeq names its product proline-rich receptor-like protein kinase PERK7. Gene Ontology annotation, molecular function: protein kinase activity; ATP binding. The transcript is spliced from 3 exons. The record is from RefSeq and is a predicted model, not a curated record. Lineage: Eukaryota; Viridiplantae; Streptophyta; Magnoliopsida; Fabales; Fabaceae. Gene Ontology annotation, biological process: protein phosphorylation. Bases 237 to 554 code for a protein of 105 amino acids.